AUGAUUAUCCUAUAUUCGUCUUCUGAUGUCAUUGACUCUUUCGGACGCUGUUCCAUGGACUCUCGCAUGGUUAUUUGUCCGCUUCUGUACGACACCGGAGGCAGUGUGCUGAUCAUUAUUAUCUCAAUGGCGUACUAUGCCGUGCCGCGUGCGCUAGAGAUGCAUGGCCCAUCCCCAGCACAUCCUUAUUUGCCGGCGCCAUUCAUCGACACUGCGGAGACUUCUCUGGACAAAACUCUAAUGCUGAUGGGCGCCAAAUGGUCUCGUCUUCUCGGCGCCCCUCCUUCGUGGAUGGUGAGACUCCGAUGCGAUGAGAUGACGGGCGCCGAAUCUGCGCACGAUUGGGCCGGUUGA
Messenger RNA from Aspergillus steynii IBT 23096, 354 nucleotides. RefSeq lists its product as uncharacterized. The transcript has a single exon. Bases 1 to 354 code for a protein of 117 amino acids. NCBI's taxonomy places the organism in Eukaryota, Fungi, Ascomycota, Eurotiomycetes, Eurotiales, Aspergillaceae. The record is from RefSeq and is a predicted model, not a curated record.